Messenger RNA from Caenorhabditis remanei, 1236 nucleotides. RefSeq lists its product as uncharacterized. Gene Ontology annotation, molecular function: histone H4 acetyltransferase activity; histone binding. The record is from RefSeq and is a predicted model, not a curated record. Bases 1 to 1236 code for a protein of 411 amino acids. The transcript is spliced from 4 exons. Gene Ontology annotation, cellular component: nucleus. Lineage: Eukaryota; Metazoa; Nematoda; Chromadorea; Rhabditida; Rhabditidae. Gene Ontology annotation, biological process: subtelomeric heterochromatin formation.
AUGGUUAUGGAAGAUCUUACGAACGUCAACAGGAAUCGAAAAUAUAUUUCGGAUGGCUUGAGUGCUGUCAAAAUGACUUUCCUUCAAAAUAUGAAUGAUAUGGCAACGGCUCCCCGAUUCUCUCCGGAAAUGGUGUACCAACACUUCGGUGAUGAGGAAACCAUUUACGGUUAUGAUGAUUUAGAAGUGACAAUUCACCACACUGCUCAAACUCUUCACUGUUACGUUAACAUAAGUUACUCCUCGAAAGUUAAGAACGACAAAGGACUUGAAGCAGAUGAUAUUGUCGAGAAACUUGUUCACCCCGAUGUUCGACCCAAUGUGCUCGUUUCUGGAAAAGGAGAAUUCCAGCAAAAGCUUCUGGGUCAAAAAGAUUUCAAACCGUUUGGAGAGAUGGUUCACAAGUUCCGAAGCAAGGGCAAAGAUUUUGAAGUAUACAGAGUUUCUGAACAGUCAGAAGAGUUCAACCUCUUUCUCGAGAGAAUUCAAACUCUUGGAAUGUUCUUCAUUGAAUGCUGUAGCUUGACGGAUAACUCUGAAGAGAAUUGGCUUCACUAUUUCAUAUAUGAGAGAUGUGAUACCGGCGAAGGAGAUGGAAGUACAGUUGCCAACGUGGUUGGAUUCGCGACACUGUACAAGUUUUAUAAUUACUGUGACAAAAUUCGUCCUCGUAUUGCCCAAAUGCUUCUGCUUCCACAGUACAGAAAAUCUGGAAUCGGAGCUCAAUUCAUGGAGUCUUUUCUUCGCGAUCUCCGUGCUACUCCUGAAGUGUUCGAUGUGACCGUGGAAUCACCUGGAGAGCAAUUCACAUAUCUUCGCGACUAUGUUGAUUGUGUUAACUGCAUGUCUCUCCCCGAGUUUUCGUCGGAAAACCUCAAGAAUGGCUACACUGAAGACAUGCGUUCGGCGUGUCUUACGAAGCUGAAAAUCUCGAAGAUGCAGUCUCGUCGGGUCUACGAAAUUCUUCGUUACCGUGCGACAAACAAGAAGGACAAGGAAGCUCUUAAAGCUCAACGCAUCGAUGUCAAGAAACGGCUCUACGUACCCAUGAAAAGAUCGGAUAAAGAUUGGCGUCGUUUGAAUAUGGCUCUGACUGCAGAGGAACUCCGCCAGGCUGCUUGUGGAGAAAUCGACGAGGACAAUAAAUUUUUAACACUGGUGCAAAUGUAUGACAAACUCAUGGAAUCUUAUCAAAAGACGAUCGAUCGCAUCGAAGCUCACCCCAACAUUUUCUAA